GCGCCGCCAAUCAGCGACCGUAUCUGGUGCAGCAGCCGAUGAAAACGGAAUCUGGGGUAGCGGCAAAAGCGCCUUACCCAGUGGUAGCCGACUGGAGAACCGCAGCCCCGCUGUCUGAACACCUCGGGUCAAUUCUAUGCGACGUUUGAGAGCCACACCAUUCGCAUUCCUCCACUAUUAUGGACGUGACCAACGGCAACGCGGUGCAACCGUACGUCAGUCCAGAAGCGAAGUUGUCCCAACACUCUCCCACCGCCGACGACGAGCACGACAACUGGAGCGGCGAGGGCUCGAGCGGCGACGAAGCGAACAGAAGCCAGAGCGGCGCCUCGAAACGCAAGCGGCCCCUCUCGGUGAGCUGUGAGAUUUGCAAGCAACGCAAGGUGAAAUGCGAUCGCGGCCAGCCCAGCUGCGGCUGGUGCGUGAAGAACCACUCGACGUGUGUGUACCUGCCGCGCAAGAAGCCGGGGCUACGCGCUGGCUACGGCAGAGAACUAGAGUCGCGCCUAGACAAACUCGAGACCUUGCUGCACCAACAACAGAACCAGAUCAACCAGCUGUCACACAAUCAGCUCGCGCCGGUCGGCACCUCGCCGCAAGAUGCACCCGUCUUCCGGAGCCCGCCCAUCAUACAGACGCCGCACAUCCCGCGCCCUGAAACUGCCCUGUUCAUCCAGAAGCCGUCGUCCUUCUCUGCGCAGACGCCGAUACAGCCUAAUUUCGGAAACACAAUAGGGGAGGCAAGGCAAGGGCACCCUGUUACCGGCAAUGGAUACCAUCCGUCGCCCGAAGAGAUGCAGUCUGGGCUGGGCGCUCUUCAGCGGGAUUCAUACGCGGCCGGUGCGCCAUCGCCAUUUCACCACGACCGGUUUGCGCCACCAUCCAUGGCUGGGGCGCUAGCACAGGGCGAUAACGAUUUUCCGCCGUACGAUCUCCUUUACGGCCUGGUCGACCUAUUCUUCAAGCACAUCUAUCCCUGGUGCCCUAUCCUGCAUCGUCAGACCACCUUGAACUCUCUGUUCGGCGACUCAAGCCUGGACGAAGCAGAUAGGAUCAUCCUGCAUGCAAUAGUCGCUACAACCCUCAAGUUCUCCACUGAUGCGCGGCUCACGCCCGAUAAAAGAGGCCGCUACCACCAGAACUCCAAGGAGAAGGUGUUGCUUUACGGGAUUGAGAACAGCUCGGUGAAGUCCCUCCAAGCACUGGUCAUUCUCUCUCUGGAUGUUGUCGGUUGUUCGAAUGGCCCUCCUGGAUGGAACAUGCUCGCUCUUAUCACCCGAUCAGUGGUGCAGCUGGGCCUCUCGAUGGAGACGUACUCGCCCAUGGUCGCCCCACAGUAUGCUUCCAUCUAUACUCUGCGGGCGACCGUACUACCUGAGCCCAAGGAUUGGAUAGAAGAGGAGAGCCGCCGGCGACUAUUUUGGAUGAUCUACGUGCUUGACCGCUACGCCACCGUGGCUACAGCAUUCGAGUUUGCCCUGGACGAGAAAGAAAUUGACCGUAGACUGCCAUGUCGGGACGAUCUCUUCGCUCGGAACGUACCAGUUGAGACGAGAUGGUUCCACACCUCAUCACGGUCGGACUACAGCAUGAACAGGCCCGAGAAUCUCGGCUCGUUCUCGUACUACGUAGAGAUAUUGGGGAUUCUCUCGCGGAUCCACAAGUUCCUGAAGAAGCCCGUCGAUAUCACAUCGCUCUCGGAUGUCGAGAAGUGGCAGGGAGAGUAUCGCGAGCUCGACAAUGCCAUCGAACAGUGGAAAUACAACCUUCCGCCAGAAUACGGAAAUUCCGCACGAGUCUUUUCAGGCUCUGGAAUGAACAAGCACUUAAACAGUGGCUUGGUCAUGCUGCAUGCCGCAUUUCACACCACAGUAAUUCGACUACAUUCCUCAGCAGCCUACCCGACCCAUCGCUCACCGAUUUUCACGCCCUCAUUCAGCGCCAGUCAAAGAUGUCUUAAUGCGGUCGAGAGCCUUGUAGCGCUCUGCGCCUGCGUCCGAGAGAACGCUCUCUUAACCAAACUCGGUCCGCCUUUUGCAUUCUCUCUUUGGGUAGCAGCUCGUGUUCUUCUCGUCCACGGCUCGACCAUUGAGCAUCGCGUUGACCAAUCUAUCAACCUCCUAGUCAACACGCUUCAAGAAAUCGGCCAUUACUGGGAAGUCAGCACACGCUACGCCAACCUGCUCUCGCGUGUACUGCAGGAAUACCAGGAGUCGCAACGAACACCCGUAGGGGCCAACGGCGAGCGUGUCACUCCGUCCACCGUCAAGAUCCUGGCAGACAUGCGCCGCUGUGCAUUCGAUUUGGACUUCCUUAUCUCGAGGCAGCCAAAGAUGCAUUCCAGCACUAGACCGGCUUCGGUAACCCCGGCCCGAACGCCGGGCCCUAACGAGCUAGAAUAUCUUGACGUCUUCGAUUUCUUCAACAUGCCGAGACUGCCUGUCUCCAUGGACGGAGCCACGAGCUUCACUGCACCGGACGGCAGCCUACAACUACCAGAGGGCGCUCAAGGGAAUGAAUUCAAUAUCACAAAUUACAUGGUUGAUGCGAGCUCCGAUUGGUUUAAAUCUUAGGGUUUCUUUUCUCAUCUUCUACGAAUACACUCCCAAAAAUUCCCUCAAGCAUGUGUCGGGCAUGUCAAUUGGCGUCUGUCCAAGUACUGUCCUGCCCCCUGUAAUGGUCCGGUCCUUUCUUUCCGCACCUUCCUUAUUCUUCUAGAUACCCCUUCUUCUGAUGGAACUGGGUUGGGGACACAACAACGUGCUGGUGACGGUGUAAUGAGUAUAUAUACCGCAAAAGGAAUAUGUUACCCAACCCCUCAUUUCUUCCUAGUAUUUUAAAUCAAGGGAAUAGUUUGGGUAAGUGGUGCGUAGCGGCUCCCAUACUAUUGAAAGUCGCCAUAAGAUGCGAGAGGGACGAGGUCUAGUAAGGUAGCCUAGCCGGUUAUGUAUGAAUUCCAUCCCUGCACCUUCAUGAG
This is a messenger RNA of Trematosphaeria pertusa, 2977 nucleotides long. RefSeq lists its product as uncharacterized. Bases 180 to 2573 code for a protein of 797 amino acids. The record is from RefSeq and is a predicted model, not a curated record. The transcript has 5 exons. Gene Ontology annotation, cellular component: nucleus. NCBI's taxonomy places the organism in Eukaryota, Fungi, Ascomycota, Dothideomycetes, Pleosporales, Trematosphaeriaceae. Gene Ontology annotation, biological process: DNA-templated transcription; regulation of DNA-templated transcription. Gene Ontology annotation, molecular function: zinc ion binding; DNA-binding transcription factor activity, RNA polymerase II-specific; DNA binding.